AUGAGAUACUCUGAGGGUCAGACAACAACAAACAUCAAGCUGCUUCCAGAGAGUCACAGUAGUCCCAUCAAGGUUCCUCAGGUCACUGUAGUCACAAAGGUGUCUGGACAGACCUCCACUGUUCUACCUCAGGUUCAGCCAAAGAGUGUGAUCCCAGCCAGCCUCCUCCCCAGCCACAGCUCUGUCUCUCUCCCUAGGGAACAGCCAGCCAGCCUCCUCCUCAGCCACAGCCCUGUGUCUCUCCCUAGGGAGCAGCCAGCCAGCCUCCUCCUCAGCCACAGCCCUGUGUCUCUCCCUAGGGAGCAGCCAGCCAGCCUCCUCCUAAGCCACAGCCCUGUGUCUCUCCCUCAGGAGCAGCCAGCCAGCCAGAAACAGUCAUCCUGUCAGGCCUUCAGUCUCCUCAACCUCCAGAGAGCUACCGCUGUAGUCAGCCCUAAGAGCCACGCCCACAGUUUUAACCACACCCACAGCUCGAGCCACACCCUCACCCAGAGCCACACCCUCGGCCCGGCCCUGCCUACAGCCAACAGCACGUUCAGCCCAGAACGUCGCUCCAUAGGCCAGGGAGACACAGCCACCUUCACAACCUCCUCACCCCCUCCCCUGGCCCAGACCCUGGUCUCUCCCCUGGCCCAGACCCUGGUCUCCCCCCUGGCCCAGACCCUGGUCUCUCCCCUGGCCCAGACCCUGGUCUCUCCCCUGGCCCAGACCCAGUCUCUCUCCCCGGUCCAGACCCAGUCUCUCUCCCCGGCCCAGACCCAGUCUCUCUCCCCGGCCCAGACCCAGUCUCUCUCCCUGGCCCAGACCCAGUCUCUCUCCCCGGCCCAGACCCAGUCUCUCUCCCCAGCCCAGACCCAGUCUCUCUCCCCGGCCCAGACCCAGUCUCUCUCCCCAGCCCAGACCCAGUCUCUCUCCCUGGCCCAGACCCAGUCUCUCUCCCAGCCCAGACCCAGUCUCUCUCCCCGGCCCAGACCCAGUCUCUCUCCCCAGCCCAGACCCAGUCUCUCUCCCUGGCCCAGACCCAGUCUCUCUCCCUGGCCCAGACCCAGUCUCUCUCACCAGCCCAGACCCAGUCUCUCUCCCCGGCCCUAGCCUGGCCUGGAGGCAUCUCCCCCACCUCUACCAGCAGCAGCAGCCCAACAGCCAUCUCAGCCUCAGUUGCCCCCGGUGUGACCUUCUCCAUCAUCUCUGCCUCUCCGCCUACCGACACCGGGAACAACAGGGUGUGGACCAUCAGUGAGGCAGUCAAGGUCCAGCCACUGGUCUUCAACACUGACAAUAAGGUUAAAGACUG
This is a messenger RNA of Oncorhynchus keta (chum salmon), 1294 nucleotides long. Its product is annotated as mucin-5AC-like. The transcript has 3 exons. Bases 1 to 1092 code for a protein of 363 amino acids. NCBI's taxonomy places the organism in Eukaryota, Metazoa, Chordata, Actinopteri, Salmoniformes, Salmonidae. The record is from RefSeq and is a predicted model, not a curated record.